UAGAGCCCGAGCGGAGGCGGUGCGGAGCGUUUCUCCUCUCAGCGGCUCGGGAACCAGUGCGUGGUGCGGGGCUGCGGCUGAGCCUCUAGAUAGAAGGCGCAAGAGGUUGCCAGCUUCGUUUGAAGCACGUCGGGCGUCAAGAGCAGCUAGAAGUCAUGAGCGACAGCGGCGAGCAGAACUACGGCGAGCGGGAAUCCCGUUCUGCUUCCAGAAGUGGAAGUGCUCAUGGAUCUGGGAAAUCUGCAAGGCGUACCCCUGCAAGGUCUCACUCCAAGGAAGAUUCCAGGCGUUCCAGAUCAAAGUCCAGGUCCAGAUCUGAAUCUAGGUCUAGAUCCAGAAGAAGUUCUCGAAGGCAUUAUACAAGGUCACGAUCUCGGUCCCGCUCCCAUAGAAGAUCCCGUAGCAGAUCUUACAGUAGAGAUUAUCGAAGACGGCAUAGCCACAGUCAUUCUCCCAUGUCUACUCGCAGGUGUCAUGUUGGGAAUCGGGCAAAUCCUGAUCCCAACUGUUGUCUUGGAGUAUUUGGAUUGAGCUUAUACACUACAGAAAGAGAUCUAAGAGAAGUGUUCUCUAAAUAUGGCCCAAUUGCUGAUGUGUCUAUUGUAUAUGACCAGCAGUCUAGACGCUCAAGAAGAUUUGCCAUUGUAUAUUUUGAAAAUGUAGAUGAUGCCAAGGAAGCGAAAGAGCGUGCCAAUGGAAUGGAGCUUGAUGGACGUAGGAUCAGAGUUGAUUUCUCUAUAACAAAGAGACCACAUACCCCAACACCAGGAAUUUACAUGGGGAGACCUACCUAUGGCAGCUCACGCCGUCGAGAUUACUACGACAGGGGAUAUGAUCGAGGCUACGAUGAUCGGGACUAUUACAGCAGGUCAUACAGAGGAGGAGGUGGAGGAGGAGGAGGAUGGAGAGCUGCUCAAGACAGGGAUCAGAUAUACAGAAGACGGUCACCUUCUCCCUACUAUAGUCGUGGAGAUACAGAUCACGUUCCAGAUCUCGAUCAUACUCACCUCGUCGCUAUUAAAGCAUGAAGUUGAAGACUUUCUGAAACCUGUCCUAGAGUUGGGAUAUUGUUUGUGGACAAUAUUUUUUAUUGUCUCCU
Molecule: messenger RNA, 1099 nt
Organism: Kogia breviceps (pygmy sperm whale)
Lineage: Eukaryota; Metazoa; Chordata; Mammalia; Artiodactyla; Physeteridae
Source: RefSeq, a predicted model, not a curated record